AACACAAAAAAACACGACCGCGCGCAGAGAGCCAAACGUUCCCCGCACGAUCCGAUGACAGUUUGCAUUUUUAUAGAAAAGAAGAGUUAACUUCUGUGUGUUUCUUUCCACCAGUAAAUGCCUAGUGUUAACUGUUUUAAUUUUCUCCCAUCGGAUGCCAAGUGAUCGAAAAGCUUCGAUCCGAAACACCAGCUUCAGCAGCGCCAACAGAAGAAGCGAAGAAUGCAUGACGCCCCGUGCGAAUACGUGAAUUAGUGUGUGCGGGAAUUGCGUGUUGUUGCUGCUGUGUGAGAAAGUGAUUUGUUGGGAAAUUUGUUUGUAAGACAAAUUUCCUCACCAAAAACGACAAGCGUAUAAAGUGUGCGUGUGUGUGCGCGUUGUCCCUCCUUCUAACCCACACCCAGUGGGUGUAGUUUUCUUUUUGGUUGGGUCCUAAAAGUGGGCGCCGUGUAGGUUUUGUGUGUGUGUGCGUGCGUUUGCGUCUGUGCGUGCAUUUUGUAGCCUUCCCGCACGCCAAUAGUUUGUCGAUGUGUCCUAGGAUAUUAGAAUAAUGAAACCUAGCUUAUGCUACACCUACUGCACGCUGUUACUGGUAUCGCUAGUGUCCAGUUGCACGCUGUUCAUCAUAGUGGCCUCAGAGACGCUGAAGCCAACCACUGGUGACGAUCAGCUGCAGCAGCACCACGGUGCCGGAUCACGCGAAACGGUGCAUGGCCAACACCACCCGGUGCAAUCUACUGUCGGUGCAGACAAAGGAUCGAAUGUGUUCUCCCCCAAGCGAGUGAUAUCCAGUGGCAUCGAACCAUCUGCCGGCCAUGUACGGACUAAAAACAGUUCUCCCGAAGAUGGCCCACAGGGAAGCGUACCAAAGGUGCGACCGCUUAAAAAACCAUCCCGCGGUAAAGUGGGUAAAAAUACGCUUAAGAAAGAUAUCCUGACUGAGAAGCCAACCCAGCAGCAGCAGCAGCAGCAGCCGGAUGAACCACCGGAUCUUAAGGAUGUGAUAUUUUUGGACACCAUCUCCAAAAACGUUGGCGUCACCAACAGUGGGUUACAAGACAUUCCAGGACCACCAUCGAUAAUCACGCUGGUGGACAAUCAGCACCAUGAGCUGAACAAUAUCGAGAGCAAGUUGGAGGAAAACUUGGAGGCAACGUUGAAGAAUCUAUCGCACAACAAUGUACACACUACUGUGCAAACAACCGUUCCGUUGCACGCUGAUGAUCACCAACAGUUGGUUGGCGUUACUGCAGGCGACCAUCUUGUGGAUGAAAGCAAUGGAACGAUCGAAGAACAACUGCUGCCCCAAGAGAACGAACAGCCGUUAUUGGUGCUGGUUCCCACUCAGGAUCCGGAUGCGGCAUCAUCGGGAUCCAGCCUUCAACAACCGGCGGGUGAUUCUUCGACGACACAAGAACCAUCGAAUGAGGCACCACUCGCCACCGAUACAGCAGCCGUUGUACCACCGAAACCGCUCGAAGUGAACCUAACCGAAGAAAACCCGAUGCCAGUGUUCAGCGAGUGGGCCCAGAAGCAAAUGGCUGAGGCGGAGAAAAAGCUGGGUGAAGUCGUGAAUGCUUCGGCCAUGAAGAAGGGCACUAAACCGGCGGGCAGUAAGACGGGCGGCGGUGCGAUGAAGCUACGGGCGAAGAAUUAUGCUGCGCCGGAAUGCGGGGCAAAGAUUAUAGCCUCCAACCCGGAAGCGCAAAGCACCGGUUCGGUGCUUACUGCGCCGAAGGAUGAAUAUCUGCUAAAUCCGUGCACGAGCAAGAUUUGGUUCGUGGUAGAGCUGUGCGAACCGGUACAGGCGGAACGGAUCGAGCUGGCAAAUUUCGAGCUGUUCUCAUCGUCGCCGAAGGAGUUCAGCGUGUCGGUUAGCAAUCGCUUUCCGACGCGCGAUUGGGCCAACGUGGGCCAGUUUACGGCGAAGGAUGAACGGGACGUGCAAAGCUUUCAGCUGCAUCCGCAUCUGUUCGGGAAGUUCGUGCGGGUGGAGAUACUGUCGCACUACAAUCAGGAACAUUUCUGUCCGGUGUCAUUGUUUCGCGUGUACGGCACGUCCGAGUUUGAAGCGUUCGAAACCGACAACACACCGUUGCAGCCGGAAGAUGAUGAUGAUGAUGACGACGAGCUGGUUGGGUUGACAAAUGGCGUUGGGGGUAAGGAACUGUUGCAGUCGGGCAACGGUGGCAUCAGCGUGGAAGGAGGAGCUUCUAAAGAGGAGCAUUCUAAAACACCUCUAGGAGGCAAGCUGACCGAGGAAGGAUCUUUGGAGAAGCUGGGCCACGAUGCGGCGGUCGGUCGAAAGGGAGGCAAAAAUCCGAACAACAUCCUAAAGUCGGCCGGUGAGGUGGUAAUGAACAUGGUAAAGAAAGCUGCCGAAGCACUGGGCAAAAGUGGGAACGAUAGUAACGAUUCGUCGAUCGGUGGCACCCCAACGGAACGGGUCCCGUCGAGAGAGGGAGGCGUGUCGGUCACAAGCGUACCGACGAACCUGCCAGCAGCAGCAGCAGCAUCAUCACCCUGUGUUACACUAGCUUAUACGAUACGUUGCGUUAACUGCACCGACCAUUUUCGGGCUCGUCUCGAGUCCUUGAUGAAUUGCAAACACAAUCUUCUCACUAGUCUACUAGGGGUGGCGCGCAUCGAACGGUCGUUCGAUUCCGCCCAGCAUUUUCUAUGUGCCAACGUGUUAGGAUUUAACUUGCCGCGGUCGCAGCAGGGCGAGGAUGGGCAGGGUGAACCGGCGUUACCAACGGUUUGCCUAAAUAUGCGCUACAGCGUGCUUAACCUGUUGCCGGACGAGCUGGUGGCCGGGCUGUGCAAUGCGGUGGCAUUUGAUCUGAACCUCAUAGCGAAGUCACAGCAGGUUGAUGUCGAGGACAAGCAAACAAUAGACGGAACGGAGCUGAAAACGAAUGAGGGUGAUAGUUUGUUUGAACACGGGCGUGGUGAUGACGGUGCCAAGAACUUAGCUAAUCAGCAGCAAGAGGAGCAAGCAACGGGACCAGGACAAUUAGCCGCUGAUAUAAACGUUAGUUCAAAAACCAAUGAAAAUGAAAACACAUCAGAACAGCAGCGCGGCCAAGAAUCGGAAAAUGAAAGCAAAGAAACGGUGGUGACUGCGCCGGAGGGUGGAAGCGAACAGUCUCUAGCGGAAAAUGAUUCCAAAGAGGAUGUGAACAUGUUCAACAUUGCUACCGAACCGCCGACAUCUACCACCAUCGCGCUGGAAGCAGCAGAUCAUGACGAGGCGGCUCCGACUGCAGAAGGCACCAAAGACCAGGACCAGCAACAGCAGCAAGAACACCGGGAAAAGGAAGACUACACCAACAACCACCACCAUUGGGAAGCGAUUGAUGAGGGACUACCGUCCGAAAUGGCAGGAACGGGUCCUUCCGGUGGGUUUACGACUGGUCCUGCCGCCACCGCCACUACUGCCCCGUCCGGAAUGGCUACCGGCCAUCAAAAGGUGCAGCCGGAAAGCGUUUUUCUGCGAUUAUCCAACAGAAUUAAGGCGCUCGAGCGAAACAUGAGCCUUUCGGGCCAGUAUCUCGAGGAGCUGAGCCGUCGGUAUCGCAAGCAGGUGGAAGAGUUGCAGCAUUCGUACGCCAAAACGUUGCACGAAAUCCAGGAACAGAACCUCCGGAUGGCGGACAGUGAAGCGAAGCUGCGCGAAGUGAAUGAACGGUUGCGGCAGGAUCUGGUAGACUUUCAGGCGACCGCUACCGAUUGGCGCAACAUAGCCCUAGCGAUGCUGGUGUUUAUCGUACUAACGCUCGUCAUCCUGCUCGCGAUGGUCCGGUCAGUUGCAAACGGUGUGAACCUUCUGGCGAAUGGGCAUAAGCUGGACGGGCGGCAACAACCCGCUCCCAUACCACAGAGCGUCAUCGAUCGUGAGCUGGCCCAGGUGGGUUCGGAUGCGAAACCAAUCCGGGGUCGUAUGUUGCGUAGAAAAUCGAUCGACGGAAUGCCAACGGGCGGUGCCGGUGUGGAUGUAACCGGAACCGGAGUCGGUAGCGUCUCGGGGAUCAUUAUUGCGACUGGCGAAUCUUCAACGGGUGCCACUAGCAUGUCACCGGCCCGAUUGCGCAAAAAGAGACCAAGCGAGGAGGCGCUCAAUAUAAGCGGUACGUACGUGAACCUGUUGAUCGAUGACGGGGAACCGGUACAAUCGCCGCCGGUAGCGCUGGAACGGAAAAAAUCGAAACACAAGCACCGCAAAGUGUCCGCACCGUCGAUGAUGGCUGUGAGCAGUUCGACACCUGUGAAUCACGAACCGGCAAAGCGGUCCGUAUCGAUGAUUGAACCACCGGAGCAGCGUACUGCCGAGCGUACGCCCGAAAAGGAACGCAGCGGUCGUAUCGAUGAGCUGCCGUAUCUGGAGGAUAACGAUGAGUUUAUAAUACCGACGGCAAGCGAUUUAUCGUACGAUGAGUAUGUGCCCGGCUCGAACGCUUCCCCGGGAACGGACGCCACCGAUAUGGAGCGGAUCGCUAAUGGGACGCCCAGCCGGAACGGGAGUGUGCCACCGCAGUUGCUAGCGGGUGCCGGUGACGCAAUGGAACCGAAAGCGAACACCGCUACUACCAAAGCAUCGCGCCGUCUAUCGUCGCCAGCAUUUUUCAAAAGCUCCCUGCUACGGUCCAGCCUGGGGUCGAAAAAGCGUUCGUCUAAGAAAACUAUCAACGGUAACAGUAGUAGUAAUAAUAACACUAGCAGUAAUAGCAGUAGUAGCAAUAGUUCCAACAGUAGUGCCGCCCCGCGAGAGCUCGGUGCGGGCGAUGCUGGAGGGUUAGGUGAGAGUGGCGGUCGAAACGCGCUGGUCGACACCAGUUGGUACCGUUGGUGGUCGUCGGAGCAGAGCAGCAAAAUGUUUUCCUCCUCCUCAACGCCUUCAUCUAGUCAGGAGGUUGCUGUCGUCCCAUCGCCACCGGACAGCAAACACCGUCAAAAGAUAGGAAAAGCCAGUUCAGCCAGCCCACCGUCCGAUGGUUCGAAGGACCGGAAGCUCGAACCGGAACCGGUGAAGCUAUCCGUUUCGUUUAAUGGCGACCGGCCGGCGAAUGGUAUUGGGGGGACGGGUGGGAACGGUUCACUGGAACGAAAGUCCAGCCGGGGCAGCAUACGACGAUUGUUCCGGAAGGUGUUCUGAGGUGUACAAGGAUUAACCUAGUUGUAUGCUCGAUAUUUUACCGAUAGAAAGUACUAAGCAAAAAAAUAGACUGACGCUAACCACCUCUCCCUGCGUGGAAAAUUCCUUACGGGAAGGAGGUGAAUUGUUUUGCCGAAAAGAAGGGCCAAAAACGGGAUUAAGAGAAGCACGCGCUUUGACACCCUUGUUGGGUUGACACCCUUGUUUCCUUGGAGGAUAUACAGUCAUGUAGAUGCAAAACAAAAAAACGGUUCCUUAUAUCUCUCAACACUGUGUACACUCCCACUCGCUGUUGUUAUAUUACUUUCCUUUGUACCCUCUGUUGUGUAUUCCUUCUCUUAUUUAUGUUUGGAUGUCUGUAGAAUAACCUCCCGUUGCAAGUGGUAGUGCGAAAAUGUCGCUAGCUUUACUGUUAGCAAUAAUCUAGUGAUGGGCAAACUGAGUCAGAAUGAGUGAAUGAGUUAAAUCUGAGCAAUGGCUGAGAUGAUUUAACUCAGCAGUUAAGAGUAAUUUAAACUGAAGUGAAUGAGUUAGAAGAGUGAGUUAAAUCUCAUACUCACUAUUCAAGAGUUAAAUCUCGAGAAAUGAUUUAACUCUCCGUGUCGACAAAUUACUCACUUAAUACGUUUUAACUCACUCCCGUAAAAUAUAGUAAGUGAGUGAAAACAAAGUGAAUCAAAACGAUUUGAGUGAGUUAAUUCGAAGUGAGCGAGUUAAAAUACAGUGAGUUUAAACACGGUGAGAGAGAAGUGAGUCGUCUGCGUGGAGAGUUGAAUCAUUUCUCGUAAUUAAACUCCUACAAAGUGAGUAUAAGAUUUAACUCAUUCAUUCGGAAUUAAUUCACGUAACUGAGUGGUUAUUCCUAUCCCUGGAAUAGUCCGCGAAACAUACUAUAGUAAUGUGUAAUAGGGAUAUUAGUGUUCCAAGUAGUGUCCGUUCAGCGCGGAUAAAUCCUAAACCAUUUUGUUAUCGCUCUUGCCAUUUUAGGAAAAAAAACACAAUUCGAGUUAUCGUUUCGUUUUGUGAUUUUGCGAAGAAAAAGCAAACAAAAAAGCCCCUUGAAUACGUGUCUUGUUCUUUGCCUUAGGUGUGUACCGUUCCCCCCCCCCCCCCACCCGUCAAAUGAAUGUUAAAGUGAAAGUUGUAUGUGUUAAACACGUAACGAGGAACGUAAAUGGGCCAGUGAUUGCAUACGGGGGUUCGCUGUUGUGUUGUUGCAUUUGUAUUAAAAAUGUGCUUUUUUUUUAUUCGGAUAACCAAAAAUUAGAUUAAUCAAUUCCCCGGGUAGACUGAAGGGUGAUGAGGGAGAGCUAAAUAAAUUAUCCAAAAUUGCAGCACAUCGUAUCGGUAUCAAGCCAUAGCUAUUCUCGGAUCUAGGUUUCUACGGUUUCGAACUCUCGGAUCGCAAAGCGGUUUUAAAUGGUAAACAAUAAGGAAGCUUAAUCUGUACCCCGAUAAAAAAAAACCGAUAAACAAAUAACAGUACCAACCGAUGUUGUUUAGUGGAUUGUGACACAGCACUAGUUUUCGUGGUUGCACUAUCGUAGGCUUUGAAGGGGAUGCGACGACGAAGAAAGCAAAGACACACACACACACGAAUUGCACGUAGCUUUUCUUCGGCUUUGGUUCAAAUUGGAAAAUGUAAUAAGAGUUGCUCAUAGGGCGGAGAUGGCUAAGGUGAGAGGAAUCCCUGUCGUUGAAACGUUUAUGUAGAAACCGAAAAUAAAUUAUUUUGUUAUCAAUAGUA
Messenger RNA from Anopheles stephensi (Asian malaria mosquito), 6902 nucleotides. Its product is annotated as SUN domain-containing ossification factor. The transcript is spliced from 4 exons. Lineage: Eukaryota; Metazoa; Arthropoda; Insecta; Diptera; Culicidae. The coding region runs from base 551 to 5155 and encodes 1534 amino acids. The record is from RefSeq and is a predicted model, not a curated record. Gene Ontology annotation, cellular component: membrane; cytoplasm. Gene Ontology annotation, biological process: protein folding in endoplasmic reticulum.